UUGGAUCUGCAUUGGCAGCUAAAGUCAUUGGUGGUGUUCUGAAUGACAACUUGGAUGAAAGGCAUUGGAGGAAAGUUCUAGAAAGUAAUUUAUUGGGUCAGAACUCUGUCGAUUCCAUCUUAAGACUGAGCUAUAUAGUUCUGCCAAAUCAUCUACAAAAUUGUUUUGCAUUUUGUUGUAUGUUCCCACAAGAUUAUCAGUUUGAUAAAGAUAAUUUAGUCCGAAUGUGGAUUGCAUUGGGUUUCAUUCAGCCGUCUCUUGAUCAAGAAGAGACUAUGGAGGAUAUCGGUGGAAGGUAUUUUGAUGUUUUGGUUAAAAAAUCUUUCUUUGAAAAGUUUGAAUACGAAAAUUUUCUUCAAACAAAUUCUCCAUACUACUACAAGAUGCAUGAUUUGCUACAUGAAUUGGCACAGUCAGUUUCCAUACAAGAAUAUUUAAGAGUUGAGGAUAGUAUAAAGUUGUCUUCUAUAAUUCCUGAGACUCUUCGACACUUGUCUAUUCAAACCUCAGAUCCAGACAUCUUAAGAAAGAUUGAGAAGUUUAAACAUUUGCAUUCUCUUUUCUUUUUCUAUAAAGAUUAUAAUCAGGAUCUUUGCAGUGGUGCACUUAUUGAAAUACUCAAAGCAUCGAAAAGCCUACGCUUAUUAUACGUAUCUGCUCCAUACUUCAAAAUUAUAGCACUUGAGGAGAUUGGAAAUUUGAUACAUCUUCGAUACUUAACCAUUUUCUGUCGUAAUUUGACUAUGCUUCCAAGAUCUCUAAGUAAUCUCUAUCACUUGCAAUACAUAUUCUGGAAUGGAGGGGUAACGUCAAACCAAGUUGAUUUUUUACCAAGUAACAUUAAUAACCUUUCUAACUUGCGUCAUGUGAAAUUGCCCGAGAAAUAUAUUUCAUUGAUAUGUGGGAUUGGGAAGCUAAAGUCUCUUCAAGAACUUAAUAUGUUUGAUCUUAGAGAUGUGAGUGGAUAUAGAAUUGGGGAGCUGGAGAAUAUGAAUGAUCUUUGCAAAUUAGGAAUCAAUUGCCUUGAAAAUGUUAAGGAUGCCGACGAGGGUUCCAGUGCCAAAUUAUGUGAAAAGAGGAGGCUCACAGAUUUAACUUUAUGUUGGAGUGACAAUAACUCGAGGAAUAUGGAUUUAGAUGAGAACGUGCUCGACAACCUUCAGCCACCAAAAUGUCUAAGGAAGCUGAACAUAUAUUCUUACAUGGGUGCAAGGUCUGCAAUAUGGAUGAACAAUGUCAAUCAGAUCUUCAAUCUAGAGAUAAUCGAAUUGAAAGAUUGCAGGAAGUGGAAAACUCUUCCUCCUUUCGGGCAACUUCCCUUCCUCAAGUCACUGACACUUUCUGAAAUGCCGAAAGUAAAAUGGCUCGAAAGUAAAUAUAAUGGGAAUGAUAAAUACCGUACCUUUCCAUUGCUAGAGGUGCUAAUUAUUGAGAGAUUAGAAGCAUUAGAGGAUUGGUUUGAGGCAGGAGUAGCUGCCGAAGAUGGAUGUUUCUUUCCUUGCUUAAUUGAACUGAAGCUAAUACACUGCCCGAAGUUGAAAGAGUUGCCCUCUUUGCCUUCUCAGCUCAAGAGCUUGAAGCUAAGUAAUAUUGGAUGGAAGACUUGGAAUUUUUGUAGCAAUUCAAAUCCUAUUACCCUUGACACAUUAGAGGUCAGUCGCUGUCCGAACAUUACAUCUCUUCCUCUGGCUGAUGAAAUAGCAAGUCUUGCGGCACUAAGACAUUUGACAAUUGAAAAUUGCCCCAAUCUGAUCUCUCUCGGAGAAAUGCCAACCAUUAAUAAUUGCCAUCUCAUGCUCAGCGAUCUUAGCAUAAGUGAUCCAUUGGUGUUGCUAAUGGAGCCAUUGAGAAGUAUCGCCUCCUUAAAAAAGCUGACAAUUGAGGAUAAUGAUGAGCUGAUUUCAUUUCCAAAUGAGGCGGAGCAGUGGUUUCUGAAAGUUAGUUCAUCUCUUUCUGAGCUGCAGUUUAUGCAUCUCGCGUCCUUAGAGUCUCUCCCUUCCUCCUUAGAAUUAUCUUCACUUCAGACAUUAUCUAUUAUAGAAUGCCCCAAUCUGAUCUCCCUCGGAAGACAUCGAGAAGUGGGGACCACUAAUAAUUGCCAUCUCAUGCUCAGCGAUAUUGAAAUAAGUGAUCCAUCGGUGUUGCUAAUGGAGCCAUUGAGAAGUAUCGCCUCCUUAAAAAGGCUGAGUAUUGAGUUUAAUGAUGAGUUGGUUUCAUUUCCAAAUGAGGCCGAGCAGUGGUUUCUCAAUAACAGGUCUUCUCUUUCUGAGCUGCGAUUUGUAUGUCUCAAAUCCUUAGAGUCUCUCCCUUCCUCCUUGGAAAGCUUAUCUUCACUUCAGUAUCUACUUAUUUCUAAUGUUCCUAUGCUUCGGGAAUUACCGAAGCUUCCUCCCUCUUUGCGUAGUCUAUAUAUUCGGAAAUGUCAUCCAGAGUUACCGAACCUUCCUCCCUCUUUGAAAUUUCUAUCAAUUCGGGGAUGUCAUCCAGAGUUGAAGGAGCGCUAUCGAGAGGAUGGAGGUUCCGAUCGGCACAAGAUUGCUCACAUUCCGAUUAUCUUUAUUUGAUCCCUGAUACAUAAGCAAACUUCUUUCUUUUAUCUUAUUUGUUUGAUAUGAAAUGUGAAGAAUGCAAUGUCAUUGUAUCACUUUGUGGUCCCUUUAUAUAUAAAUAUAUUCUUCUUUUCAUAUUUUGUUA
Dendrobium catenatum is the source of this 2694-nucleotide messenger RNA. Its product is annotated as putative disease resistance protein RGA4. The transcript has a single exon. NCBI's taxonomy places the organism in Eukaryota, Viridiplantae, Streptophyta, Magnoliopsida, Asparagales, Orchidaceae. The record is from RefSeq and is a predicted model, not a curated record. Bases 180 to 2564 code for a protein of 794 amino acids.